Molecule: messenger RNA, 1706 nt
Organism: Pungitius pungitius (ninespine stickleback)
Lineage: Eukaryota; Metazoa; Chordata; Actinopteri; Perciformes; Gasterosteidae
Gene: vps28
Product: VPS28 subunit of ESCRT-I
Exons: 10
Coding region: 241-912 (223 amino acids)
Biological process (GO): protein transport to vacuole involved in ubiquitin-dependent protein catabolic process via the multivesicular body sorting pathway
Cellular component (GO): ESCRT I complex
Molecular function (GO): protein-containing complex binding
Source: RefSeq, a predicted model, not a curated record
UAAUUUUGUAUAUUAAACACCGAUAUUGAACAAUUCUGCGGGUGUUCUCCACGUCACCAAAGUUAUGAUUAUUAAUACAAACUUUAGUGUUAACAUACAGCUAUCUAUAUCGCCUAGUUAUAGUCAGGCAUAAAGGGAUUGAUUGAUAGCUAGCUCCAACAGCUAACGUUAACUUUGGGCUAGCUAGUCUGGCAAAACAAGAAAUCGAAGGCUUCGAUCAAGUUUGGAUAUAUCUGCAUCAUGUUUCAUGGUAUCCCAGUUACAGGAGGUGUGGGAGGAGCUCCGGCCAAUAAGCCCGAGUUAUAUGAGGAGGUUAAAUUAUACAAGAAUGCAAGAGAACGAGAGAAGUAUGACAACAUGGCAGAGUUGUUUGCUGUUGUCAAGACCCUUCAGGCCCUUGAGAAGGCUUACAUCAAAGACUGCGUCACACCAAAUGAGUACACUGCUUCCUGUUCCAGGCUGCUAGUUCAGUAUAAGGCUGCUUUCAAACAGGUGCAGGGCUCUGAUGUGGGGUCCAUCGACGAUUUCUGCCGAAAAUACAGACUCGACUGCCCACUAGCCAUGGAAAGGAUUAAGGAGGAUCGGCCAAUCACCAUCAAGGAUGACAAAGGAAACCUCAACCGCUGCAUUGCAGAUAUCGUUUCUCUCUUCAUAACUGUGAUGGACAAGCUGAGACUGGAAAUCAGAGCCAUGGAUGAGAUCCAGCCAGACCUGAGGGAAUUGAUGGAAACCAUGAACAGAAUGAGCAACAUGCCUCCAGACUCGGAGGCUAAUGACAAAGUCAGCCUUUGGUUGACCACCCUCAGCAGCAUGUCGGCCUCUGACGAGUUGGAUGAUAACCAGGUGCGCCAGAUGCUGUUUGAUCUUGAGUCGGCCUACAAUGCCUUCAACCGCUUCCUCCACUCCUCCUGAAGCAUCUGUCCACCAUUGAGCCAUCUGUCUGAAAUUCUGACUCUAAUAUCUAUUAAGUUAUAAAAAGAAACUCUACUUUUUCCUUCUGGUUAUUGGUGGAUUUAUAUCUGUGCAAAAUUUUUGUCUAAUAUCAAGCAAGUUCUUUCUUGUCAUUUUGAUUUACUUUGAUGUUCUUUAUUCAUGUUAACUAUUUCAACUUCACCCCCUUUCAUACUCCACUGUGUCUGAUAUAUCAUGCUGCCUGCCACCUCUGUCCAUCAUGGUCACCCUUUUAUCUGAGCUGCUCCAAUGGCCUAUUUUCUAGGACAAAUUGUGAUACAUCUGUUAACAUUGGAUGUUCUGCCCCUUACAAAGCAGUUUACUUAUUGUUUUGUACUAUAAUAUCAACCUAUCUAAUUCCAUACUUCGGUUUUGCAGUGCACAACAAACUGGCAUGAUACAAUUAUAUUGGCGAAAGCCUUUGACCAUAGGGGGCUGCAGCCAGGGUUUUGUAUUUGGAAGAUUAGAUUGUUUUUCUCUGGUGCCCUAAUUCUAUUACAUACCUGCCACUUGGGGUCAUAUAAUCACCUUUUGCUCCUUGUAACAGUUUUAUAUCACGUUAUUACUAAAGAAUCCUAAAAGCUGAUAUUUGGGAAAAUAACGCAGUUGAUAGUUUUAAGAUUCAACUGCACUAAAAUUUGAUAUGGACAUUUGUGUUAACAUCUUUUAGUUAGGGGAGCACAUUGCAAUUUAUCAUUGUAAAUAAGUUUAAAUGAGCAUGUAACUUUUUAGAAAUAAAGGUGAAAAAACUCCAA